AGGCUUUAAAGGACAAUUUUUUGCUGGUAAAGUCUGUGUCAGAUUCAUUCCUGGUUGCAACACCACUCCCAUAGGAUGCAUUUAUGUUCCACAGCUUUUGGAAGAAAUCACCAGCAGUUAGCACAAAGCCUGUGAAAAAGGAUCCAUCAUGUCUGACAAACCGGAUUUUGCUGAAAUUGAAACAUUUGAUAAGACCAAGCUGAAAAAAACUGAAACCAGAGAAAAAAAUCCAUUGCCUACUAAAGAAACUAUUGAACAGGAAAAACAGAGCAAAAUCAGCCCCUGAAGGUGGACCUGAAGAUGUAGCUGGCAUUUCCUGUUGUGCGGUUUUAAGUUGAAUUGCCUUGGCUCACCCAUUUUAAAAAAUAGCACUUUUCUUUCUUGGUGCAGCAGGAAUGUUUUCUUAAGAAGCAAUGCUCUGAAACUAAUCAAAUCUACCUUUUGCCAUUCCCCAAAGGAACUACACAACCUGUGUCCAAUAAAAAUGUGACAGUUUGCCAAAAAAUAUACACUUUUGUUGUAUGUCAGCAGGGAAUGUUAUUUUCAUACAGUGUCUAAUUUACAACCUCACAAUAAACUGUUUUGUACAUUGUAA
Anolis sagrei ordinatus is the source of this 595-nucleotide messenger RNA. Its product is annotated as thymosin beta-12-like. NCBI's taxonomy places the organism in Eukaryota, Metazoa, Chordata, Lepidosauria, Squamata, Anolidae. The record is from RefSeq and is a predicted model, not a curated record. Gene Ontology annotation, biological process: regulation of cell migration; actin filament organization. Gene Ontology annotation, molecular function: actin monomer binding. Gene Ontology annotation, cellular component: cytoplasm.